Messenger RNA from Cryptococcus amylolentus CBS 6039, 4314 nucleotides. RefSeq lists its product as hypothetical. The record is from RefSeq and is a predicted model, not a curated record. Gene Ontology annotation, biological process: protein deubiquitination; regulation of proteasomal protein catabolic process; proteasome-mediated ubiquitin-dependent protein catabolic process. Gene Ontology annotation, molecular function: proteasome binding; cysteine-type deubiquitinase activity. Lineage: Eukaryota; Fungi; Basidiomycota; Tremellomycetes; Tremellales; Cryptococcaceae. The transcript is spliced from 11 exons. Bases 1 to 4314 code for a protein of 1437 amino acids.
AUGACCCAGCACCCCCCAGAUACCCCGGAACGCUCAGCCACCCUUCCCUCCGACCUUACCCCUCGCUCGCACCCAAACGGUCCUCGCAAUCCAGACCACCCCGGCUCAUCGCGCACUCGCUACCACACCACUCCACUCCCACAGCAGCAGGGCAGUCCCUCCCAGCCCAUCUCCGUGCUAGAUAGCUCUGAAUCAUCUCCAAGUCUACAGCCGGUUGAUGUGGGAGAGCCCGAGCCAGAAGCUGUAUACCGUCCACCGGAACCUGUCGUCGACCUCACAGAUGAGCAGCCGCCACCCUACUCGCCGGGCAUUGUGGCCGAGCCCGUCGACGCAGGUCCAGAAAUGGACAUCGAUAACAAGAGAAGCGUGAAAGAUAUCUCCGACUGGCAAGCUGGGCUUGACCGGUAUAACCUGAUGGACGUCGAUCAGCCUAGCCUUCGAAGCAAGCCUCAACUUGGGCCUGGUGUCCUCCCAAGACGAUUGCUUGCUAUCAUACACGAGCAUGAUCUUGUGAGGCCCUAUAUUGAUGAGCUGCCUGAGCCAGCCAAGAGGAUCCAGGAGGGCUUGGAGAGCCCGGAUGUCCGGAUUGCGAUGUCGGAAGAUGUGUAUAAUGCGCUUCCAGGCGGUGAUCAAGAUCAUGACCACUGGUACUUUUGUACGACUUGUUGGGGCUGGCUCAGGAUCAUAGAAGGCAGGGACGAGACCUUCCCACAGAUACCAUCCAUGGAAGAAUGGGAGGUUUGGGCGGUGGAGAAUAAGAUUUAUGACGAACAGGAGAAGUUUGAGGCGGCAAGAAAGGAGAGGCAGUAUCAGCUAGACCAGCUCCUAUUGUGUCGAGAGGCUGGGCGAACAGCAGGAGAACCGCACGAGCACUUUCACGAAUUCCGGAACAUCGUUCCGAGUUCGAGAUUGUCUCGGGUAGAGCGCCUGGAUGUUGAAGAACACCAGAAUCUGUUCCCUCAUGUCACCUUUGGGCUGGAGAGGGACGAAAAGCUGGAGUCUUUCAGUGUGCCGCAUGCACCUGCGAGGUUGUAUGUCAGUGAUUCCUCAACAAGCUGGAUCUUUGUGGACGAAGGGAUGGUACCGGGUCAGAUACCUGCUGGGCUGGUCCAGGCGUUCACGGCAGAAAAGAUGAGCAACCCUGCCCCGGGGAAGACCGGAUACAAGAGUGUGAGCGAUGCUUGGGACCUCCUAGCUACAUUACUCUCGAAUGCCUUGUUCAAAGGUAAACGCGGAGCUGUCAGCCUCGCCAAUCAGCGAGUCCAGAAUUGCAUCGGCCAAGGGAUCCUUUCUUCCCACGUUCUCUACCACUCCGGAUUCGCCUGCACAGAAGACGACGACAGCCUUCGGGUCGGUCCCUAUAGGGGUCGCGAGGACGACCCGGUCCCCCCGGGGCAGCUGGGUACGAUGGACAGGUAUAUGUUACGGGUCUGGGUUGAAAUCAGCCUGUAUCUGAAGGCGUACCAGAUUCGAAAUUCUAUUGAGAUUGGUCAUCACUGUGCUGUAGAGCCCGUCCGUCUCGAAUUUUCACUCGAAAGUUAUCUGCCCUUUCAAAAGUAUCGAGAAGCCCGACCAUCCUUGCCCGACGCUCUCAAAAACGCUUGUCACGCCCUGGGGGCUACCAGAUUUGACACUGUGGAUACCUUAGAGCUGGCUUAUGACCUCCAAAUUGCCUUUGACGAGGUCAACACCCCGAAAUACCUGGGAGCCUUGGAGACGAUAUCGGAAGGGCCCAUAUACGGCAAGGACAGCGCCCAGCUUAAAGUGGCCAUGGAAAAGAGUAUGGACAAGUUCACUGAGAAUGAUCUUCUACGCGCCUACAGCCUCAUUGGUUAUACUACGGACCAUGCGGAAACCAUUUGCGUGGCUCCUCAUGAAGCGCCCAAUGAUUACAUUCUAGACAUGCACAAGAAGGCCAUCCGGGCUUGUACAUCACCGUCCGCCCGACAGGAUGUGAAUGACGCGCUGGCAAAAAUUGGAAAAGCACGGGAAAGUUUCAUGUUGCAGUGCAUGGCCGAGAAGGGGCAAACGACUGUGAGCGUACAAGAGGCGUAUGAGGCGUUGAGUGCACCGAGGGACGCGGUGGAUGACGGUCUCAUUAUGCAAUAUGAAAUGGCGGUCAACGAAUAUCCCGGAAAGGCCGACCACUACCGAAUGUGCUUGUCGGUCAUCGCUGACGCUCCUGGGGAAGAGCGUCCAGGAUUGAAAACAUUCUUGCAAACUGGUAAUCGAGAUCCUGGCGCCCCUGCAAGGAAGGACGUCCCUGUCGGUCUACAAAACAUUGGAAACACCUGUUACCUCAAUUCUAUUCUGCAAUACUUGUAUUCCAUCAAGCCUCUUCGCGAGGCAGUGUUGGAGUUUGACCAAGAUGGGAACAAGAUGGCCACCCCUGUCAAGCCAGAGGUUGAAAGAGCGAGACGAUUCGUUCGUCAACUGCGCCUACUUUUCCUUCAGCUCUACAAGUCAGAACUCCCAGCCGUUCGCCCCGAGGAAGAGCUUGCGUACCUUGCUAUCACUCGCCCGGAGGUGGACUCUUGGGUGGAUUCAGAAGAGCAGCCUGUCCAGAUAUCUGUCUCAGCUUCCGCAGAGACGGCCAAGGGAGAGCCAACAGGGAGUGCAUUGGAUAGCAUCCCGUCGAUCCCCGAUUUGAUUGAUGUGCCUUCUUCACCCACUUCUACCUUGUUCGCUUCCGCACCAGGAUCACCUCUCAAGCAACUUCCUCUCGAGCUAGCUGAACCCAGCACUAUUCAGCCAGACCAGAGCCACAAAGAUGACGGCGGUCGCUCGCCAGAAACCUCCAGCAGCCGCAGAUCUACAUCCUCCUCCGUUCUAGGCAAACGAGCCAUCAACGAACGCGAACGUUCAUUCUCUCCAGGUGAGGAGCGCAGUAGGCUCAAGUCUGCCGAGAGGUCAAUGAGCGGGAUUAUGGAUGAAGAGGACAAGGAAGAUGAGAAUGUCACCCCGUCCAAGGGCAAGCGAGGGCUAGUGGAAAGCCCGACGAUGACGGCUGAAAUGUCACAUCUGGAGCUUCAAACUCCAGCGAAAGGCGGUGGUGAGACAGAGACCGGCGAGGUUGAGGCGAUGGCUGUAGCGGAAGACGAACGGUUUGCACCCCCUAGUGUGCCGCCGCCGUCUCUGCCGCCAAGGCCACCAGUGGCAAAGAAAGAGACGCUGAGCUCGGGUCUGAAAUUCGGUCUACAGCAAGACUCUGCUGAAGUUCUCAUCAACAUUCUCACCCAGCUGGAGAUGGCUCUCGAAAGACCCGCGGAGGAGGGUGAGGAGGAACCUAACCUUAUCAAAGAGCUCUAUUCUUGCAGUUUCCAUCAGCAGACCAUCUACGAGUCUGCUCUACCCACCCCCGGCGGUAGCACCGCCUACGAAGCUGCCAAAGACACGGAGGCUGUCUUCACCCACCCAAUCAUCGGUGUCGAGGAAGAAGGCAAAGAUUUGGAUGAUUGCUUGGCAGAGCUGUACCUCAAGGGCGCAGACAUUGAGUAUGAGGGGAAGAAAGGAUACAUGAUGGAAUUGAUGGAUCAGUUUCCGCCGAUGCUGUAUAUCCAGAUGAGACGAUCACAAUAUGACCCUAUCUUGAAACGAGAACGUAAAACCAAUACCCACAUCCAUUUCCCCCAAACCCUUUCUAUGUCGCGUUACCUCGUCAACGCACCUGCCGAGAAACGGGCAGAGUCCAUCGAUCUCACCCGCGAAAUGGUGCGCAUUCGUACUCGACUUCAUGCUCUCCAGAACCACCAACCCCUGUCGAUUCCCGACACCUUCAAACAUGCCUCUUCGGCCCUGCGCUACCUAGCGUCCGCGGAUGUGACGCAGGAAAUUCCAGAGCUGGAAGGUGUCCUUGAGGAUGACUUGUUUGACCAUCUUGACGCUGAAAGGCUCGAGACUGACAAAGAGAUUGAAGAACUGCAGGCUGCUUUACCGGAUCUGAAAUCCCGGAUGAACAAGAUCUGGGCUGCAAAGGACGGAGAGGCGAUGGACCAAGGGGACGAGUAUGAGUACGAGCUGGUGAGCGUGUAUAUGCAUCGAGGGAAAACAAGCGGAUCGGGUCAUUACUGGACUUAUCAAGCUCAUCUCCCUGGUCACAGUGAAGAGUUUUACAGUUACAACGAUGAGUUGGUAACAGUCGUCCCGGCCACCGAGGUUCUGCAAGAUCGUACUGGCAGCGAUGCCAACCCUGCGCUACUUUGCUAUGCCAGGAAGGGUUGGAAUUUAGUCGAGACUUUACAUAGAGAAGUGUUAGAACAGGAGGCGGGGGAUGUCGCUCUUGAGCAAGAUUUGCUGUUGAACGAGGUGGAGUGA